AUGUGGUCAUCCCUGGGGCUGCCGAACGCCUACUGCGAUAUCUUCGACCGCAUCGAGAGCCGCGGCGCCGCCUGGUUGGUCGCGACCGGUCAUCUGUUGCUUCACGCCCUCGACCCACCACCAAGAGGAGAUGCUCCUGCUGCUGGUUCCGAUUCUUCUUCAUCUAACUUGUGCAACGAUGGCAAGGACGCCGGCGGCCGGCGCGCGAUGAGCGGGGAGGGGCGUGAUGGCGGUAGGGGUGAUGAUGGGCAAGAUGACGAGGAACGGCGCGAGGAACAGUACCGACGGCUGCUGGACAACUGUCUGGAGCCAUCGUGGCACGAGAAGAAGAGCGAAAAAACGGCGGCCACUAAGACGGUGAUCGAAGCGGUAGGAGGGAAAGAGAUGCCGUCGCUUACGGCUGCCCUGACUAGACUCACAAACAGCUCGACGUCUGCGACCUCAUCUAUGCCCGACAGCACGAGAAGCGCGAAGAACAAAAGCAUCGGACAAGUCAGUUCUCCUGCAGUCACAGUACCACAAGAAGGCAGCCCCGACAACAACCUCCAGGCGAAGCCAAGGCCACCGUCCACCCCACCGAGCCCGCAGACGAUGACGCCGUUGUCACUGCCUAGCAGCGCGGGGACAGGCCGUAGACGGCGCAGCCGUAGCCCUAGCCGAAGAUCCCACAGGCAAGGUGGGAACAGCACGGGCACCCGCUCUCCUGCGGCGAACACCCGCCUUCCAGCCACCACGGCCGUCGAGCCCGGCGGCAAGACUUGCGCGGUGUGCCUCCGGCGAUCGUCCCCCGCCGCCAUGUGCCGCAAGUGCGGUCGCCGAGCCGCCAAGGCUCUGAAGGACAGGGCGGGCUCCCGCAAGGCCCGGGUGAUCCUCGUCCCCUACGGUGGACACUUCGGGGUAGGCGAGGCGGACGCCCUGCAGAGAGAGGGCGACUCGGUCAAGCGCUGGGUCCGGCUGCUGGACGACGAGACGGGGGCGGACUUUUACCACAACGUCCACUACGGCUCUUCGGUAUGGAAGUCCGGGAUCGAACUGCCGAAGCCUGCGCCCGUCGUGAAGGCCGCCCGGCGGCGGCGAAAGGUUGGUGAUGGCGGCGGCGGGGUGGUGGCGGUGGUAGGCUCACCGAACUCUGCGGCCUCUGUUCCCCGCAGUACCACCCCCCCCGCCCCCGGGAGCCCCGCGGCUCGAGCCUUGCCGAUGGCGAGAGCGGCUACGAACCCCCGCGCGAUGGGGAUGGCGGCAUCCGGUAGUAUUGUCCAUCGGACGGCGCUGGUGCGAAGGACCAUGAUGGCGCUUUCAACCGCGUCGAUGGCGGCUCUGAGGGCUGCUGCGGGAGGUACCGCCAAUGGCGGCGACAACAACGACGGCGAGGACGACGAUAGCAAGAGCAAGAAUUACGACAACGACGACGACGGCAACAACGGCAACGCCAACAAGGGCACCUCUUCUCCUAGAACGAUCAUCGAGCGGGCGAUGGAAAAAGCAGCGGCUGUGUCGUCACCCGCUUCGUCCCCGUCCCCGCCACAGAAAAACGCCUCCGCCUCUCCCACGGCCGCCGCCGCUUCGCCCGGCCGCAACCGAGUGGUAGUGCGUGACGCGGGGGACGCAGAACCCGAGGUCGUCCUCGACGCCCACAGGAGGAUCUAUCCGCCAUUCAGACUUGUCUCGUGGGAGGAUGUAGAAGCCGCGGCGGUGGCGGCGGAGUUGGCUGGCAUGAAAGGCGUUUCGCCUAGGCCGGGAACGGGGGUGUCGGGGAGGAAGAGUUACUCGCACGGGACGUCCGGGGAUUCGGCCGGCAGGGGGCGGCGGCCGAGGCUGACGACGGCGGUGACCAAGGGCGGCGGGUAG
Molecule: messenger RNA, 1848 nt
Organism: Ectocarpus sp. CCAP 1310/34
Lineage: Eukaryota; Phaeophyceae; Ectocarpales; Ectocarpaceae
Source: the annotation of a GenBank genome assembly